This is a messenger RNA of Octopus sinensis (East Asian common octopus), 838 nucleotides long. RefSeq lists its product as uncharacterized. Lineage: Eukaryota; Metazoa; Mollusca; Cephalopoda; Octopoda; Octopodidae. The coding region runs from base 223 to 513 and encodes 96 amino acids. The transcript is spliced from 3 exons. The record is from RefSeq and is a predicted model, not a curated record.
AUAAGACAUCAAUCACAAAUACUUCUCCACCCUCCACUGCUUCAUCAGAAUAUGCCCCAGCCCCCACGGAUUGCCGCCAAAAAUAGUCGUACAAAAAGCUAAAAAGCGCUGAAAGUUUAUGUCUCGCGCCUAUCACGGAGCACCAUCGCAGCAAAACUACCUUAAUAUUAUCUUCUCUCAGUUCCAAUUUGCAUCUCUAAAGUUUCUGCAUUCGGCAGAAGAAUGGAAUCUUUGAUUGAUAAAGUGGACGCAAGCAAGUGGGAGGAGAUAGACGCCAGCAAAGUUGACGGUUUGGUCGACUACCAUAUCAUGCGAAAUUUUAAAAACCUUGAUGACCAUACAAUAGAAUUCCUCAUUCAAGCCAAUGACGAUUCAGAUACAGUGAAGGCAACCUGCACACAUCUUCUGAAGGGCAAAAACCCUAUGCAGGGUAUCGGUUCGUGCGAAAUGAAAGUUGUUAAUGAUGCAAUCCUCGCUAUCAACCUUAACGGAGAUUGUAUUGUGCUAAAAUAAUAAAAUCACAAUUCAGCUAACAACAACGCUAUUCGCUGCUUUCGUAGAGGAUGCAUUAUUUUCUACUUAUUUAUAAUGCUAUUUCUUCCAUGUUCAUUUUAAAACUUUUGAAAUAAUCCAUUAUCCUUUAACUUCGACAUUAUUUUGAAAUUAAACCAACUUUAAGAGAACAAAACCUGUUUUUGCUUCACUAACUACCACUAACAAGCAGGGUAAACAACAAUACUGUAACAUGAAAAAGUCCACUAACAUGAACUUUCAGAUAUUUUGGUUUAUUGCACAUUGUGACAAUCAACUAAAUUAAUAAAACAUUUUUUAAAUGAUA